Aureobasidium subglaciale EXF-2481 is the source of this 1341-nucleotide messenger RNA. RefSeq lists its product as uncharacterized. The record is from RefSeq and is a predicted model, not a curated record. The transcript has a single exon. The coding region runs from base 1 to 1341 and encodes 446 amino acids. NCBI's taxonomy places the organism in Eukaryota, Fungi, Ascomycota, Dothideomycetes, Dothideales, Saccotheciaceae.
AUGCCAUUCUCGGACAAUACAUUUCCUCAAGAUAUCUGGGCUGAAAUAUUGGCAUUUUGUCCGCAACAAAGCUUGGUCGUUCUUGCCCGCGUGUCUCCCUUCCUGCGCACGCAAGCCCAUACACUGCUGCUUCGCACAGUGGGAACAAAACAUUCGAUCGAUCACAAUGAAGACUUCCUGGGCAUCAUAUACAACUUACCGGUGUUCUACCAGGUCUUGACGCGUGAUGACAUUGAUUGGAAACGGCUAAUUCGAGUCAUCAGACUCGAUUGGCUUGAUGAGCCUGUGGAAGAAGGUGGCAAAGACGUGCUCGUCGGCAAAAAGAGGCCAAUUGCAGAUCAUCUCGUCUUCAAGAUCGCGCUACUGCUAAGUGAAUGUACUCGCCUGCGUGAGUUUCAUCUCAACUUGAGCUCCCUAGCGAAUGUCACAGCGAUGCUGAAAGAUGACUUGCCGCCGAUAACUUCCUUGGAGUUCUCGCUUCCUCAUCGAUACGCUUGGGAAGAUAUAUACAGAGCGUUUGAGCUUCCCGUCAUCAAGAGACUUGUAAUGCGGAACAUUCUCAGUCCGGAUCGACCUGCUUUCAGAUUCCCAGUACCCAUACCAGACGCCCUACAUGACAAGCAUGAUAUCUCGAAUGUACAAGAACUCUAUCUUCUCGAAAGUGGCCCGCUUAUCCAAGCCAUGAGUCCCCUGUUCCGAUGGCCGAAGAAGCUGAAGAAGUUGGACUACUCGCCUGUACGUUCGAAGUGUGAACCCUAUUGGCGUGGCAUUCUUAGGCGGACGGGCGACAUAUCAGAUGCUGUCGAUGCUGCUAUCGAUGUGCUUGCACCGUUGAGACUGUCGCUGCAGGUACUGAAGUUUGAUCUUGGUCUAGGCAGACACUGGAUACUGCCUUUUAGGACUGGGGAGCUCUUCCAGCCAUUUGUGAAUUUAUCGAGCCUCGAUGUCCCUGUCGAGCUAUUGUUACACUCUAGAGGACUGUCGCAGUCAAGGCUUUGCUACCCGUUCUACAUUGGUCUACCAAAUUCCCUACGGCAGCUCACUCUUCGCUUCACAAUACUCACCAGUUGGCAUCCCCGACCAUCCCAGUUGGACCUUGACGCAGACAAUUGUCUUGCAUCUGAUCCAGCGCAUCGAUUGUUUGAUGAACUCUCCAUGAUCGCGAUGCAAAAAGAGGAGCAUUUCCCUGGGCUUCGCGAACUCACACUCCUUGCUGAUGGAGAAAAGCCGUUCUUGGUCAGGUGCGAUCAUGUUGUUCAGAGUCUAACAGAUCUCGAGAGUAGUGGUAUUCAUGUCGUCCAGAGCGACUGGUGUCGACGACCGGAAGAGAUGUGGAUCUGA